CAGCUCUAAACAAAAGAAAAAGAAAAAAAAUUACGGCAGGAUUGCGAGCAAUAUUCGAUUUAUCCGUUCGCAGCAGCAUUGAGACGCCCCCGGAAAGCCAACUAAGGCGGAGUCCAGUCCGGAGUUGCAGUGUAUCCUUGCAGCGGAUCCGCAGCAGUGCCUCCUGUCCCACGGCCACAGCUUUCCCCGCAGAAAAAGCAGCAGCAGUAGCAGCGACUCUGCCCCUUCGUCCGCCCCCAACCCCCACGCCCCCCAAGGCCCCGCCCGCCGACCACGCCACGCCCCCCCGCUGUACCGCCCACACAACCCCGCCCCCUUGCCAGCGCCAGCAGCACGGCAGGCUUAAUCAGCAAAUAAACAAAAUAAACGAAAACGAAUACGAAAACGGAAGCGAAGAGACGACGAAGACGAAGGGCACGAGCUCCUCCUGUGAGUAAUCCGGAAGCUGGAGCAGCAGAAGCGUGGAUCCUCAUCCAUCCGGCGGCUGAGCGAUGCAGUAUAGGCCACCAUGGGUUCGCAGACCUUGGAGAUAUUGCGCCAGGGCGUGUGGGCCUCGCUGACCGGCGGCUACUUCUACGAUCCGCACCAAGGUGUCUUCUGCAACGUGGUGCACCUCUACCUGUGGCUCUACCUGCUCUGCUCGCCUUUCGUGGCCUAUCUGUACUUUCCGAGCACUUGGUUGACAUGGUGCCUGUACUGCGUGAUAACCAGCCUGACCAUUCUGAUGGUGAAGCUGGCCAAUCUGGCGCUGCACCGGCUGUACGAUCGCGCCCAGACCAUGUCCGAGGUGAACCUCAAGGGACAGUUUUUCAAGGUUACCAAGGAGACGGAGCCGCGCCACGACGACGAGGGCGGCAUCGAGAUGAAGGUCAUCCGGCCGGGCGGCUCACGAAUCUCCGUGGAGCAGGCCAUCAACGAGGCCAGCGAAGAGAACAGCAUCAUGUCCAUCGACAAUGUGAACAGCAUCAUUGAUCUCAAGGUCGAUGUGCAUCGCAAGAACAGCUCUGAAUCCAUCGAGCUGAUGUUCUACGCCCCCUCCAUGUUGUCCGGCGGCAGCCAGCAGGAUCAGCAAUCGCUGGCCGGUUCUGCCAGCGUCAGCAAGUCCAUCCGGAGCACGGGGCCGGGCGGCAACUCCUCCACCAGCGCCGCCGCCCAGGCGGAUUUGUUCAACAAGUACCUCACCGUCUAUCCGGAGGUUGUGGAGGCGGCCGGGAGCAGUGCGGGCAGCGCCGACGGUGGCAGCAGCGGCGGCGAUAGCCGCUCCGGCGGAGCAGUGGGUGCACUGUGUCCCGCGGGAGCGGGAACAGCGUCCGUACAUCACGUCCGCACGGGCCAUCUGUCGCGCAAGUGCUCCGAGGUCUUUAGCCGCCGACAGCGACGACGUUUGGAGCGCCAGAGCAGCCUGGACACGGCGGCAGCCGCUGCCAACAGCUGCAGCGUGGAGCACAAGCUGAUGCGCAACCAGUCGGACACGAUAGCCACGGCCGCGCCAUCGUUCCUGCACUCCCAGCCGACGAACAAGGCGCGCCAGAGCCAGGCCAAUCCGCGCCAGCACUUCAUAGCCAGCACCCCGUCGUCGGGGGGAGAUGCAUCCUCCUCCUCAACCGCCGUCGUGGUCAUCGCCCCCGCCUCCGCCUCGAAUCCUGCGGCCAACCCCGGACGCUCCUCGCGUCUGCAGCGCCACAGAAGCUCGGAGACGCACGACGAGCGGCAGAAGCACCAGAGUCGCGGCGGUCUCUUUCAGCCCAUCCUACACCUGCCGCAUCACAGUGCGGCCAGCAGCAUUGGGGCGCUGGCGGUGAUCGGCGGCGGCGGCAGCAGUGGCGGCGCCAACGACGUAGAGGACAUGGAACUGGGUCUGGCCAGGAACGCGGGCAGCGGCGGCGUGGCCGACGCAUGCAGCCGGGCACUGCAGUCCUGGAUAUUAGAUCCCUUCCCGGAUGUGUACCUGGAGGACGAUAGCUACACCAAAUCAGAUCUGGGCAUCGAGCAGCCCCACCAGCCGACUUUCCGCGCCCAGCAUCACCAUCAUCACCACCACCAGCACCACCUGCAUCAUCACCUGGGCGGAGCGAUCAUCCGCAAGGAUCCGACGAGCACAAUGUCUGCCCUUCAGCUGGCAGGAGGCGCUCCGCCGUCAGCGGGAGGAUCGGGAGCAGGCGGCAGUGGCGGAGGAGGAGCAGCAGCAGCAGGAGGAGGUGGCGGCUCUGCUGCCGGGAUGAAGCGACGCAGACAUUCCAACGCCACCAGCUACAAACACGGCUCCUCGGGUCAGGGCAACAAGAACUCUCUGGUGAGUGGAGGCGGAGGCGGAUCCAGAGGCCCCACCGGCGAGGCGGGGACACCAAGUGGAGGAGUGGGAGGAGCUGGCGGAGUGAGGCGCAUCAAGAGCGCCGCCUUAGAGGUACUCUGCCCGCAGCCAUCGGUGUCCAAUCUCAGUCCGCAUCCGAACAGCGUGGAGGCCAUCUCGGGGCAGCAUCAGAUGCGCAAUCCCCUGCCCCCGCCCAGCAAAAGUCUGGUGCGGAACCAGCACCUCAAUCUUUAUCCCACGCAGGGCUUUGGCGACGCCAAUCAUCAUCCCACCGCCGGAGGAGGAGGCGGAGGAGGACAGCCUGUGGGCGGCAGCACCUGCAGCAGCCUGUUCUUCGGCAGCUCCAGUGCCUGCGGCUCCACAACGGCCCUGAUUGAGCCGCCAGUGUAUCCCAUAGUGGAGCACUCGGACGAGAGGACGGCCCACGAGGGCAUUUGCCUGGGCAUUGGCCAGGGCAACGCCGACGAUGACGACGAGGUGGACGAUGUGCCGAUCCGGAGGAGGACGAGGGCCCUGGGUUGCAGCCAAACGCACUACAGCGCCGAGUCGGAUGUGGGUGGUUUUCUGGCCGACGACGAUGCCGCCGAUGAGGAUGUGUUCAAGGACUUCGACGACAACCUCGAUCACAUCCUGAGCGAGAUGCAGCAGGAGCACAAUCAGCUGGACGACGUCCUCAAAAGCCACGAUCUCCAUCUCCACUCGCAGCUGCAGCUGCACCAUCACCAUCACCACAAAAAAGCACCAGUGGAGGGUGUGGGAUCAUCCGCAGGAGUCGUGCCAGCAGGCGGCGGUAAUGAGGACGACGACGAGGAGACGGAGGACAACAACACGGGCUCGCGAUCUCCGCUGCUCAGCGAUCGCAAUCGCCAGCAGGCGACGCUGCGCGACAUCCAGGCGGACCAGCAACUGCGCCAGGAGCUCUCCCACCAGUCCAGUGCGGCCCCCGUCGCCCCCAACGCUCCCAUGCCGAUGCCCAUUCGCAGCGAAGCGGACUCGGGCUGCCCGUCCAGCGACUGUGAGCAGGUGAGCGCCAGCUCCAAGGAUCAGCUGCUGUCCGGAAUGGAGUCGGAGCAGAGGCUGCACCAGCACCAGCAAGCGCCGAGGUGCCAACUGGACGAGGAGCAGCCCUGCACAUCGAAAAUGGCGGCCAAGAGCCUGGGCGCCAUUCCGAAGGUGGUCAAGUACCGGGAGGUGGACGAACUGAGGCGGCGAAGGAGAGGCGGCUCCCCGGCGGAUGCCGCCGAGCUGGGCAACGAGUUCGCCCUGGUCAAGCAGACGCAGACCGGCAAGCUGGCCUCGCGCAACUCCUCCUCCUCGAACUCGACGCACAGCAUCAGCCUGACCGACAGCCUGACGGCCGACAUCCACAAGAUGCUCUGGCUGAUGCACGGCGGGGCGGUGGACGAGCGCGGCCGUCCCAUCACGGGCAUCUCGGCGGACGGCACUCCCAUCCCGGCGAGCAGCAGCCUCGUGCCGCCGAACAUGUCCAACGCACACUUCCAGUUCUACCAGGACGCCAUCCAGGCGCUGCAGGGUGCCCAUCCCACCACCGCCGGCUCCAGUGUGGAGCACAUGACGAACAUCGAGCGGGCCCUGGCCCGCGACAAGCUGCGUCUCGAUGCCAAGCUGAUGUGCGAGCAGCUGGCCGCCGCGGCGGAGGCCAACUCGGGCGGAGCUGGAGUUGGAGUGCGGGGCAGCACGCUGGCCAGCCAGCAGAUGACGCAACAGCAGGUGGGCAUGCUGAUGCGCGGCAGCUCCGGCUCGCGGCAUCCGUCCAGUGCUCCCUUUUCGGUGCAGGGACUGAUCAAUGUGAUCCGCAACGAGCGCCAGGUGGCGCGCAGCCAGUUGGACGCACUGCAGCAGCUCAGUGAUGCGGCCGCUGCGGUGGCGGCCAAUGCCAGUGAAGCUGCCUCCGUUUCGGCCUCGGGAAUCGGCGGAGGAGGUGGAGGAGGAGGCGGUGCAUCAAGCGGCGGCGGCGGAGGAGUAUUGAGCGCCCUGGGCCUGGCCAAUCACCCCAGCAACCAGAUCAGUCAGAUCAGUCAAAUCAGCCAGAUGAGCCAGCCCAUGCUGAAUGUGGACGGGCACUUUGCGCCGUACUGCGACUACUGGCGGCCCGCCUGUCACCUGUCGGCGGCGGAGAAGCCAGUUGUGCCCAAGAGCUUCUACAAGUACCGAUUCCAGUGGUGCGGCCAGGAGCACGAGUUCAAGAUCGCCAUGGACCGGCUGGAGCUGCUGGCCCUGUUCGACCGCGACCUCCACUGGCUGCACGUCCUGCUGGCCAGCCUGCUGUGCACGCUGGUGGCCUGCCUGGGAGCGGCCAUCCUGCAGCACGACCACUACAAGGACCUGUGCGCCCUGCUCUUCUGCGCGGUGAUUGCCGGAGCGCAGUACUCGCUGGUGAAGAGUGUCCAGCCGGACGCGGCGUCGCCGGUGCACGGAUUCAACAAGACGGUGGCCUACUCGCGGGCCAUCUACUUCUGCCUGGGCGGCGGCAUGCUGCUGCUGCUCAAGCGCCUGGACACGGACUACGGGGAGAGACCGCCGGACCCGGUCGUCUUCUUCGGCCUGCGCUACUCGCCCGCCGACGUGGUGGCCCUGCUGCUCCAUGCCCUCUACAUCCUGCUGCUGUGCUUCCCCAUCAUCUUCUCGGUGGGACUGUGUCCGCAAAUCAACACGUUCCUUAUGUACCUGCUGGAGCAGAUCGACAUGCAUGUCUUUGGAGGCAAUGCUGCCAGCAGUCUGUUGGGUUCCUUUUUGUGCGUGGUGAGAUCGGUGCUGGCCGUGAUGCUGCUCUACGGACCGCUCUACGGAGCGCUGGACGAGCAGCGGGGCACGCAGUACAUCCUGUUCUCCAUCUUCUGCGCCAUGCUGGUGCCGCUGGGCUACCACCUGUCGCGCUGUGCCAGCGACUUCAGCCAUCUGUGGCGGCUGAUCAAGACCUGCAUUGUGAGCACGUAUCGGGACGACGAGGACGAGGAGCUCAGCCAUGUGCAGCAGGUGGCGACGACGGCGGCGACGACGGCGACGACGGCAGCGGGCACAGUAACCAGAUUGGCCACCAGCACGCCCAAGCAGCGCAGGCAGGCGCCGGAUUCGAAGGCGGAGCAACAGGAGCAGAUCGAGCUGAGCUCGCUGGAGAAGCUGGCCGCCAACGAGGAGCAGCCCGCCGACGAUCAACUGGAAGCGGAGCCGCAAGAUGUGCCCCUGCAGCAGCAGCAGAAGCACAGCAAGUCGAAGGCCUCGUCGCUGGGCAGCAGCCAGCAAACCCUGGGCAAGACCAUCAGCAGCAGCAAGCGGGCCAUCACGGCCUCCAGCUCGUGCACCUCCAUCGGGGCGGCGGCGGGAGAGGGGGUCGUGGCGAUGGCGGUGGCGGUGGCGACGGAGGACCAGUCUGGCGGCGACCUGCUGGCCAGCGAGGAGGCAGCGGAGGCCUACGACCAAGCGGCCAAAGCCGAGGAGGCCGACGACGACAAGAUAUCCAGCUCAUCGGCCACCAAUCCCGGGGACAUGUCCACGGUGACGGCGGGAGCGGGCACGGCCACCACAGACGCCACGCCUGCCUGCCUGGAGGCCGAUCCGGAUGUGGAUGGCGAAACUCCAGCUGCCGAUGAGAAGCAGCAGCAGCAGGGAACGGGCACUGGAACUGGAACGGGAACGGGAACCACCGAAGCCAGUGAGAACAGCAGUAGUGGUGGCGGAGGCAACGAAAACGCCAACGGGAGCGGUGCCUCCAACGAUCUGCCCGAUCCGCUGCCCCGAAAGCUGCAGGCCACCGUGACCACGAGGCUGAAGAACGACCUAGUGGUGAUGACCCUGCUGGCGGUCAGUGUGCUGGGGCUGCACUGCAGCACCGUGUUCACCGCCCUGCAGCCGGACCUCAACGUGGUGCUCUACUCGUUCAUCGGCGUGCUCGGCCUCCUGCUGCACUACAUUGUGCCCCAGAUGAGGAAGCACAUGCCCUGGCUCUGCUUCGCCCGCCCGCUGCUCCGGCAGCGCGAAUUCGGCCAGUUCGAGGUGCUCAACGCCCCCAAGAUCAUGUGGUUCGAGAAGCUGUACAUCUACCUGAGUGUCCUGGAGCGGAACGUGCUCUUCCCGCUGCUGGCCAUCUCCUCGCUGACGGCGGACUCGCAGCUGAUUGUGGCCAAGUUUGGGCUGCCCUGGGGCACCCUCAUUGUGGCCAUUUGCGCCCUAAAAUUUGUGAGGAACGCCUACUCGGAUCCGACCAACCAGUACCUGAUCAUCAUCUUUACGGUCCUGCUGUUCCGCAUCGACUUCGCCAUGGCCACGGAGACCUUCAUCAUUGACUACUUCUUCGUGUCGCUGGCCUUCCGCAAGUGCUGCGACUUCCUGCUGAAGCUCCAGUUCAUUGUGACCUACAUUGCGCCGUGGCAAAUAACGUGGGGCUCCGCCUUCCACGCCUUCGCCCAGCCCUUCAGUGUGCCCCACUCGGCCAUGCUGUUCCUGCAGGCGGGCAUCUCCGCCCUGCUCUCCACGCCGCUCAAUCCCUUCCUGGGCAGCGCCAUCUUCCUCACCUCGUACGUGCGGCCCAUCAAGUUCUGGGAGCGGGACUACAACACGCGCCGCAUCGACCACUCGAACACGCGGCUCAGCUCGCAGCUGGAGCGCGACUUGGGUGCGGACGACAACAACCUGAACAGCAUAUUCUACGAGCACCUCACCCGCUCCCUGCAGCACUCGUUGUGCGGGGAUCUGCUGAUGGGUCGCUGGGGAAACGUCAAUCAGGGCGACUGUUUCGUGCUUGCCUCCGACGAUCUCAACUGCCUGGUGCACAUCAUCGAGCUGGGCAACGGGCUGUGCACGUUCCAGAUGCGCGGCCUGGAGUUCCGCGGCACCUACUGCCAGCAGCGCGAGGUGGAGGCCAUCACCGAGGACGUGGAGGACAACGACGGCUGCUGCUGCUGCGAUCCGGGCCACCUGCCGCGCCUGCUCAGCGCCAACGCCAUGUUCUCCACCCGCUGGCUGGCCUGGCAGGUGGUCGCCGCCCAGUACGUCAUCGAGGGCUACUCCAUUUCGGACAACCUGGCCAGUGCCACGCUGCAGGUGUUCGAGUACCGCAAGGUGCUCAUCACCUACUACAUUAAGAGCAUCAUCUACUAUGUGGUGAGGAACCCCAAGCUGGAGCAGUGGCUGGCCUCCGGGCCCAUCCAGGAUGCCCUGCAGCACACGCUGGGCCGCCAGUUCGUUGACCUGGACCCCAUUUUCAAUUUCAACCUGGACGAGGACUUCGACUUCCGCGCCGUGGGCAUCACGCGGUCCAGUUUCUGCUAUGUGUACCUCAAGUGGAUCAACUACUGCGUGGACAUGCGCAAGGAUGCUGCCUCCAUGGGGGCAGCCACAACUGCUCCGGCUCCCGCGGCUUCUGCUGCUGCUCCAGCGCCGCCGCCGCCGCAGUCGACGUCGUCGGUGGCUCCAGUGACGCCCGCCCACAAUGACUCCAAGAGCACGCCCAAUCUGUCGGCGCACGGCGGAUCCACUGGUCCCGCUUCGGGUCAGUCCAAGUCGCAGUCGCAGCAGCAGUUGCGCCGGCCGCCCAAGGGUGUGGCCCAGGAGAACAGCAGCAUCGGCGGUGGCGGUGGCGGCGGCGGAGGAGGAGGAGGAGGAGGAGGUGUUGCCACUGGCGGCACAGGAGGACCAGCGGGGCCAGGAGGAGGCACAGGCACCACCGGGGGCGGAGAUCCACAGCUGAGCAGCUCGCACAGCUUUGCCAACAUAUCGCGCCAAACGUCGGAGAGUGCACCCGGCCUGGGUGGCUAUGUGACCUACAUGGAUCAAAACGUGUUCGUGAAGCUGGCCAAGAGCAGCACUACCACGGCUGCAGGAGGAGCUGCAGCCGGUCGAAAGGAGAGCCAAGAGAAGCCCGCACUGCGGCUGAAGCUGGCCAGCAGCGUGGGCAAGGAUGCACCGCUGGUUUCCCUGUGCCUGGCCCUCGGACUGCUGGCCCGGCGUUCGCUGGCCACCGCCUCGCACAGUUCGCUGACCGGCGUGGAGUUCUUCCUGCACGGCCUGCAUGCCCUGUUCAAGGGCGACUUCCGGAUCACCUCGCCACGUGACGAAUGGGUCUUCGCGGACAUGGAGCUGCUGCACUCGGUGGUGGCGCCGGCCGUCAAGAUGGCCCUCAAGCUGCAGCAGGACCACAUAACCAAUCCGGACGAGUUCCUCGACCCGCACGCCCUGUACGAGGCCAUCGACAACUGCUCCAGCGAGCUGGUCAUCUCGCACGAGGCCGAUCCCGUGUGGCGCAGUGCCGUGCUGCGCGGAGCGCCCAAUCUGCUGGCCCUGCGACACGUAAUGGAGGACGGCUCGGACGAGUACCGCAUCAUCCGGCUGACGAAGCGCUGCCUCAGCUUCCGGGUGAUCAAGCUCAACCGCGAGUGCGUCCGCGGCCUGUGGGCGGGGCAGCAGCAGGAGCUGAUCUACCUGCGUAACCGCAAUCCGGAGCGCGGCAGCAUCCAGAACGCCAAGCAGGCGCUGCGCAACAUCAUCAACUCCAGCUGCGACCAGCCGAUCGGCUACCCCAUCUACGUGUCCCCGCUGACCACCUCCUAUGCGGACACCAAUGCCCAGUUGUGCGAGGUCAUUGGCGGCGCCAUCACGCUGGACACCAUCCGGCACACGGUGCUGGGCUGGUGGCACCGCAUCCGGGAGCGCUGUCGCCAGGGCUGCAGCUCGGGUUCGGCCCUGGAGCCGCAUCCCGGUGCGGGACUGGGAUCCGGCCCGGGUGUUCUUCUGGGCGCCUGCAACUUCGGCAGCGGCGGCAGCGUCGUGGGAGCCGCGUCCACGGCCACGGGCGUGGGUGCCUCGGCGGGAUCUGGCCUGGGUGGAGGCGCUCCCGGCACCGCCAGCAGCACGGGCGGCGAGUCGGGAGACCUGGCGCCCGUCUUCAUCUCCGCCCCGCUGUACAACACCCUCACCGUCAACCAGUACUACAAUGUGCGCCCGGGAGGAGCCAUUCCCGGCGGAGCCAUGCCCGCCAACCUGGGCGGCAGCUAUGUGAGCGACAGUUUGGCGGUGGUGCGCGGCGGCCUGGCCGUGAUGCCCGUGAAGCCCACCUCCACAACUCUGAUUGCCGGACUGCUGAACAGAGAGCGGGAUCAGGAAACUUCGGGAUCCGGCGUGGGAGGAGCAUCCAGAGCUACCGGCAGUGGCGGCGUGCGCAAUCGUAGCCAGCUGCACCAGCAGCAGCAGCAGAUGGGCGGCGGCAGUCGGGGCAGAGAUCACGAGCGCAGGGCCACCCUGCCCAUUGGCGCCGAGUCUGGCAAGGAUCUGGCCACGCCGCAGACCCAGGUGGAGCACGAGCCAAGUCCGCGCAGCACCAAGCUCUCCUCCUCGUCGGGCAGCCUGGGUCUUGGAAUGGGCGUGGGCAUGGGCAUGGGCAUGGGCCUGGGCAACAUCAUCACCACGCCAGGAGACUAUCCACGCAAGACCAAGGGACCCAUUUGCCUCGCCGCCAUGGAAACGGGAACGGCGGAGGCAAAGCCCGCCGGAUCGGGAGCAGCAGGAGUGGUCGAAAGAGCAGGAACAGCUGGAACUAGUGGAACUGCCACCGUCAUCAGGAAGCCGCGCAUUGAGAUCUUCAAGAAGGUCAUCAUAGUGGAUGACACUGGGAUCUACGACUGCCUGGACAUCAUCGAUGCCGUUGUGUGGCCCAGCGAACGGAUGCGCAACAAUGGCGGGCGGCUUUCGUGGAAGGAUUGGGAGCCGAAUGCCGGCAUGGUGGGCCAUGUGGUCCACUGCUGGACGCCCAACCACAAGGACGUGCGCUUCCGAUCGCAUGUCAACCGCUAUGUGUACCUGGUGGAGAUCGGCGACCACUACGUGCCCGUGGAGGAGCUGGGCCUGCGGGAGUACAACCAAAUCAUGGGCAGCACCGAGGAGAUGGCCAACUCGCGGCGCAGCUCCAUCCAGCGCGAGUUCCACGAGUACAACAUGCAGCUGAAGCUGGCCGGGCUCACUCCGAUUAUUGGAGGUGGAGGCGGAAGUGGAGGUGGUGGAUCCUCCACGGCGACAGCCAGUGCCUGCGACGCCUCCAAAUCGCACAAGGCCAAGAUCCGAGCUGUGAGCAGCAGUAGCUCCGAGGACGAGGACACCUCCUCCACGCGGUCCAUACCCUUGUCGCAUGGCGAUCCCGGCGAUCUGCCCAACUUCACCCGGCUGAUGAGCAUGUGGAAGGAGAUAAUAUCGGACAACAAGCGGCGCUUCUACGAUAUGGGUGAGUUAUCGCCGGAACUGCUCCGAAAGCUGGACGAUGCGGUCCAGCAGCAGGAGCAACAGGACCAGGAGCAACAGGAGACGCCUGGAGAGACGGAGGAGGAGCAGAAGGCCACCACCCCAGCCACACCAACAGCCAUAGUCACUGCCAAUGAAGAAAAGGAAAUGGAGAAGGAAAUGGAAAUGGAAGUGGAAACGGAGCCAAAUCAGGAAGAGGCUCCACUGGAGGAGGUAACCGUUUCCAAGCCCGAGGAGCAGCCAGCUCCGCCCACACCGCCGCCCAGUCCCGUGCCCACUUUCAGUGAAAGCUCGCCAAGCUCACCCUCCCUCAGCCAAGAAGAGGAACAGGAGGAAAAGGAGGAGCAGGAGGAGGCAGUGCAUCCAGACGAGGAGACACCCGCAGUGGCCUCCAAGGAAGAGCGGGACGUGGAUGAGCAGCCACCUGGCGAUGGCAAUGACAACAGCGAGACGACGGGGACAACGGUCUAAGGGAUCACGAUCGCCAUGGACCUGCCUUUACAUUGAUUUGCAUUUGUUUGCCAAGCAAACACACCAAACGACCCAACAAAUAAAUGGCAUGGACAAAGGCACACACACCCAAAUGGACAUGAUGGACACAACCACAACCACAACCUUGUAAUACAUAUCAGCAAAGAGCAGAGAUGAGAGGGCUUCCUUGCAUGGGUGCAUGGGUGUGGCCCAUUUAUAUCCGAACACCGAGAUCCUGGCCAGAAAAACCAACAGCAACAACAAGAACAACAAAUGAGAAACACUUCCAAGAAAUCAAAGUAAAGUUUAUAAAACGACUGCGUUUAGUGUAUGCAUAGAAAUUAGGACAAAAACUACAAUAAUUCAGACAACAACAACAAAAAACAAAAACAAAAACAAACAAAGAAUUCAAUUUUUAGUAUUAAUGAAAAGUUAUAGAUCAUACUCAAUAUAUAGGAAAAAAAGAGCGCAAAUCGAGAGCAGAGGAAGAUUUUGGACGGGAGGAGAUCAUAAGAUCAUAAGAUAUCUAAACUAAUUGUUGUAACUUGCGAAUUGUAUAAUACGGAAACGGAAACAGAAAACCAAAUGCUUCUCAAACAUUACCUAUUUUGUUCUUUCUCCUCUUGUUAGCCAAUACAGAAAUAUUAAGCGAACCUAAAGAAUUUAUAAAUGUAUAUUUAACGGAAAUUAGUUUAAAGUUAAUGUUAAUGAGUCCCACACACACACACACACAUACAACACUCAACACACAGACACAAAACAUACCAAAAUUGAUUGUUAAAGAGUACAGAAAAGAUACAAAAACCCGCAUACAAUUAGCCUAAGCGAUAAGCGAACUUCGGACAGGAUUCAAGUUACAAAACUAAGAUAUUACACACAAUUCCUAGAUGAUUAAGAGAAUGAUGAGGAUGAGGACGAGGAUAAAGUAGAAUGACGACAUGUAAAGCUCUCACGUUGCCUUAAUAUAUUAGACUGAUUUUUUCUACACACACAUUUGUAGACGUAUGGAAGAUGACAUUCGAGGAGUCCCAGCCAAAUUGCAAAUGCCUGGGAAGGAGGAGCUGAGCUGCAGCAAACGGAGUCCUAAUCCCGAUCCCAAUCCCAACUAGCGAUUUACAUGUACAUAACCAUAACACCAUAACAUAUAUGAUGAUGAUGAUAUGAUGGGAAGAGCGAAGCUAAGCGAACAAAGCUACAGUUUGUCGGCCAAACCGAAUCCGAUCGUUCCGUUCCGUUAGUUCGUUCGUUCGAUGCGUAUAUAACCAAGGCAUAUAUCAAUGCUAUAUAGCCACAUGCCCAAUUAGCCAAAUCUCUCAUUCAAACACAGUGUGAAUGCUAAUUUCUCAUUAACAGCAGAAGGAUAAACUUACGAUUAAUUAACCAAGAGAGAAAACCAACAGACAACAAACCACAAACAAACAAACAAACUAAAAAAUACAAAAUACAAAACACAAUGAAUAU
Messenger RNA from Drosophila elegans, 12490 nucleotides. RefSeq names its product protein pecanex (gene pcx). The record is from RefSeq and is a predicted model, not a curated record. The transcript is spliced from 10 exons. NCBI's taxonomy places the organism in Eukaryota, Metazoa, Arthropoda, Insecta, Diptera, Drosophilidae. Gene Ontology annotation, biological process: endoplasmic reticulum organization. The coding region runs from base 509 to 11029 and encodes 3506 amino acids. Gene Ontology annotation, cellular component: membrane; endoplasmic reticulum.